AAUUAGUCUAAAUGUACGGUUAAAAUUUUGUCGCGACCCAUAAUUUAUCAUCGAAUAUAUAGUAUUGAGUUAUUCCACAAUCAGUUGGUUAGAAUAUGAUCGCAAAUACGCGUCAUACAACAUGUACUAUCGAGUUGAUUUUCUCCCCAUUAGCUCUUGUUAUUCAGUGUUGUUUCAGCCCUUACAUCCUCCGUAAUGUCAGUCAGUAGCCAUUUGUCCCGCCCUUUAUCACCGGGAAACGACCAAUCACCGCACUUUGGAAUCUCUGUGGGGUGACGUUGCAUGUAUUCAGCGCAUGCGCGCGUUACUUUCGACGCUCCAUGGCUUGCAGCAGUGUGAAGAUGGCGGCAGGCUCCGAUUUGCUGGAUGAGGUUUUCUUUAACGCUGAGGUGGACGAGAAAGUAGUUCGUGAUCUUGUGGGUUCUCUUGAGUCCGAGUUUUCGGGUCACGAGAGCCCUGAGGCAAGUAGCCAGACAGUCGCUAAACACAUGGCCAGUUCCGGGACAGGGUUUAAUGCUAAUGUCCAGCAGAACAAACGGGGACUUGCUCAAGAGGUUGCAAAAGCAGGUAUGCUGUGGUAACGUUGUUUUGCUUGUUGUUUCAAGUGUAAACGAAAGCAAACACUCGCUUAUUUGUUCACCCCCUUCUCUCACCCGUGUUUCCGCUCCACAACAGGGGCUGGAGUGCAAAGGGGGUGUCAUUAUUAGUAAUACGUGGUCCCAGGGUUCAGCUAUGGAUGCCUCAUCGAGUGAGUCGGACUCAUCGGCACGACACGGCCAAGGAAAGACUGUUGCUGUCAGUGCCAGUAUAAUAACUCCUCUCCCAAACCACGGGGGGAAAGUAGCCUCUUCCGCAACUCAAACUUUGAAUGGAGGCAGUUUAAUGAACUGUCACAAUUCAGGAAGCGCUGUCUCUCUCACUGGGACACCGCUGUCAAGUAGUUGCACGAGUAGCGGCAAUGCCUCGGUAGAUGUCACAGUUGUCAACAACGGGCCGGGGUUGUCAAAAGGACAUGCGAGCGCAGUAAUGCCACCUUCAUUGAACACCACUAUCAUCCAGACAUCAUUCGUGAACUCUCCGAAUGUUGUCACCUCGUCUCACGCUGCGAGUCUGGGCACUGGACCUGCCAUAUCACAUAUUGUGAGGCCAUCUAUGCAAACUGAGGGAUCUGGUACAGCGAUGAAUGGUCCUAAUGCGGGAUUGCCUUUCGAUUGCCUGAACAAUGGUCAGUCGCCCUCGUCUGUGGCUAUCAGUGCGGGGUCGCACAUAAUCAUGGCAGAGGCGCCCAAAACAAGCAUACAGACUGCUUCAUGUGCUGUAACGAACCCGUCGUUCCAGAGCGCACCGAGGGCUUCCACUCCGGUGACAGUGGCUGCGAGCCCGGGAGGGAGCCGUUCUAUCGCGCAACAGGUGUUGGCGCCUCGGCACCCCCAGACAUCCCCGAACCAGCCCAACGUUCAGAACAUCCAGCUUCCCCCAGGUAUGGUCCUGGUGCGCAGUGAGAGUGGGCAGCUGUUGAUGAUCCACCAGCAGACCCUGGCUCAAAUGCAGUCCCAGUCCCAAUCCCAGGGAGUCAUGGCCCCCCGCCCAGCCACCCCCACCAGCACUCCUCCUUUCCAGAUCACCUCAGUCCAGGCUCCUGGAACGCCCAUCCUCACUAGGCAGGUGACUCCCACCACUAUCAUCAAGCAGGGCUCACCUGUGCCAACCUCUGCUCCUGUCAACACCACACUCCAGAAGCCUCCUGUCACCACCACACUCCAGAGGCCUCCUGUCCUACAGAGUCCCAUGAUUGUGGUAGGGGCUGCUGCAGGCACUUCUAUGGGGACAGCGCUACCAGGGGCCACCCAGAGGACCGUCACCGCAUCACCCGGGACCACUGUCACCUUGGCAACGGAGACGAUGGAGAAUGUGAAGAAAUGCAAGAACUUCCUGUCUACAUUAAUCAAGCUGGCGUCCAGCGGGAAGCAGUCCUCAGAGACUGCCGCCAACGUUAAAGACCUGGUCAAAGAUCUCCUGGAAGGGAAGAUUGAAGUCGAGGACUUCACCAACAGGUUAUACAGAGAGCUCAACUCCUCACCUCAGCCUUACCUCGUGCCUUUCCUCAAGAGGAGCCUUCCUGCUCUGCGGCAGCUCACCCCAGACUCAGCAGCCUUCAUCCAGCACAGUGGGCUCCAGCAGCAGGCCUCUGCCACCAACCCCACCACUGUGGUACUGGACAGCCCAGCCCUGCGCCCUGCAGCCCCAACCAUCAGACCACACCUCCAGUCUGUCAUCAGCAAACAGGGACUGACUACCCCAAUGGUGCUCCAGCCUCGGCAGCAGGGGGCAAUGGUAAGGCCUCUUCAGAUGACCCCCAUGGUGACCCUCAGAGGACCGCCCCCCCACAGUCACAUCAUGCUGGGACAGCCACAGGUGCAGCUCAAACAGCUACAGACAAUCCCUGUAGUGAAUCCUGGAGUGUUGACUGGAUCUAAGUCGUCUCCUGGUGCUGCCUCUCUGGCCACUGUAGUUCAGAAGAACAAGCUGAAGGAAGCUGGGGGCACAUUCAGGUCAGCUAUGGAUGACGAUGACAUCAAUGAUGUGGCAUCUAUGGCUGGGGUUAACCUGUCUGAGGAGAGUGCCCGUAUCCUGGCAACCAACUCCGAGCUGGUGGGAGCGGUGACACGGUCCUGUAAGGACGAGGCCUUCCUCCAUACCUCCACACUGACCAGUAGAAUACUGGAAAUAGGUAAGAAGUUUGGUGUUAGUGAUCUGGGGCCGGAGGUAGUGAACUACGUGUCCCACGCUUCCCAGACCAGGCUUCAGAACCUGUUGGAGAAAGUCUCUGAGGUGGCCCAGCAGAGGAACAUCAACUUCAAGGAGGACAGUCGGUACGAGCAGACGAGCGACAUGCGUGCCCAGAUCAAGUUCUUUGAGCAGCUGGAUCAGAUGGAGAAACAGAGGAAAGAGGAGCAGGAGAGAGAGAUUCUGAUGAAGGCAGCAAAGUCUCGUUCUCGUCAAGAAGACCCUGAGCAGCUGCGGUUGAAACAGAAGGCCAAAGAGAUGCAGCAGCAGGAGCUGUUUCAGUUGAGACAGAAGGAAGCUAACCUGACGGCGCUGGCAGCCAUAGGCCCCAGGAAGAAGAGGAAAAUGGAGGCUGCAGCCGCUGCAGCUGGAGCUGAGGGCUCAGGGUCCAGUCCCGCUGCGUCUGGUAGUGGUAGUUCAGGAGCAUCCAGACAGUUUAUCCGCCAGCGCAUCACUCGUGUCAACCUCAGGGACCUGCUCUUCUGUUUGGAGAAUGAGAGAGACACCAGUCACUCCCAUCUCCUCUACAAAGGCUUCCUCAAAUAGACACCCAGAGAGCCAGUCCAGAGAACUGUCACCCUAACCUUCACUAAAGCAACUCCCUCAAAUACAACGAUGUCAAGAUUCUCCAGGCCACAGAGAAUGGAGCUACCUAAAGUGACUGGAACGUUUGUCUCCCCUGUAUACUCUGGUUGUCCUUUCGCUCUUCAUCUGGUUCUAGGCCUGACUGCUCCCUCAACACUCCUCCACCUUCCAUCAGAGCAAUCCUGGAACAUUCACAUUUUCUACUGUUUUUAUUUCCUUUUUAUUGACUUUGUUUUAGAAUCCCCUUUUAAUGAAACUGUAAAUAAAUGAAUACAUUAUUAUA
This is a messenger RNA of Oncorhynchus gorbuscha (pink salmon), 3655 nucleotides long. RefSeq names its product TAF4A RNA polymerase II, TATA box binding protein (TBP)-associated factor (gene taf4). The coding region runs from base 514 to 3333 and encodes 939 amino acids. Gene Ontology annotation, biological process: DNA-templated transcription; transcription initiation at RNA polymerase II promoter. The transcript is spliced from 15 exons. The record is from RefSeq and is a predicted model, not a curated record. Gene Ontology annotation, molecular function: DNA binding; protein heterodimerization activity; RNA polymerase II general transcription initiation factor activity. Gene Ontology annotation, cellular component: transcription factor TFIID complex. Lineage: Eukaryota; Metazoa; Chordata; Actinopteri; Salmoniformes; Salmonidae.